This is a messenger RNA of Manihot esculenta (cassava), 1156 nucleotides long. RefSeq names its product rac-like GTP-binding protein 5. Gene Ontology annotation, cellular component: cell cortex; plasma membrane; cytoplasmic vesicle. Gene Ontology annotation, molecular function: GTP binding; GTPase activity; protein kinase binding. The coding region runs from base 199 to 795 and encodes 198 amino acids. Gene Ontology annotation, biological process: establishment or maintenance of cell polarity; regulation of actin cytoskeleton organization; regulation of cell shape. Lineage: Eukaryota; Viridiplantae; Streptophyta; Magnoliopsida; Malpighiales; Euphorbiaceae. The record is from RefSeq and is a predicted model, not a curated record. The transcript is spliced from 7 exons.
CUUUCUUCGUUUCGAAUAGGCUUUGCUUGCUUCCUUCCUACACGUCUCUCUCUCUCUCUCUCCCUCUCUCAGUUCUCCCAACUCCUCUUGCUCUGCUCUCUCAGCUUCCCUAUGUUGCUCGACAACUGAAUGUUUUAGGGGUUUUUUUUUGUCUGAUUGAAACCAAAAACCCAGAAGAAGGAGAAGAGAGAAAGAAAUAUGAGCGUCUCAAGGUUCAUCAAAUGCGUCACUGUUGGUGAUGGUGCUGUUGGAAAAACUUGCAUGCUUAUCUCCUACACCAGCAACACUUUCCCUACUGAUUAUGUGCCGACAGUAUUUGACAAUUUCAGUGCGAAUGUGGUUGUGGAUGGGACCACAGUCAAUCUAGGGUUGUGGGAUACUGCUGGCCAGGAGGAUUACAAUAGAUUAAGACCUUUGAGUUAUCGUGGGGCAGAUGUUUUCCUGCUUGCUUUCUCUCUCAUUAGCAAGGCCAGUUAUGAAAAUGUUGCAAAGAAGUGGAUUCCUGAAUUAAGGCAUUAUGCACCUGGAGUACCAGUUAUUCUUGUUGGGACUAAGCUUGAUCUCCGAGAUGAUAAGCAAUUCUUUAUAGAUCACCCUGGUGCAGUGCCUAUUACUACAGCUCAGGGGGAGGAACUGAGAAAGCUAAUUGGGGCUCCUGUUUAUAUUGAAUGUAGUUCUAAAACUCAGCAGAACGUGAAAGCCGUCUUUGAUGCAGCCAUUCAAGUGGUUCUCCAGCCAGCAAAACAGAAGAAGAAAAAGAGAAGAAAGGCUCAAAAAGCCUGCUCCAUAUUGUGAUUGAAAAAGAAACCAUGGGAAGAAAACAUGACCAUCUAGGCAUUUAUCCCAUUUAUCUUUAGCUAUAUAUCUUUACGUUUUCCCAACUUGAGGAAGCGGCAGAGAUCUGGUAUUAGCAUCUACUGACAGAACUAGGAAGCACAUUAUAAUCAUCAAGUUGCUAGUUAGUCGCAUUCUGGGUCGCAUUUCGAUUUGCAUAAUAUGAAUGAUUGCUUCUGUUAAACAUGCAUACCUUCCUGUUUCUUUAGGUCAUUCUGUAUUGAGUGCAGUCAGGAUAUCUCUCAAAUGUUAAACUGUUUCCUCUUGUAUCAUGUAUGACUUGUAACUUGAUUUAGUGCACCUAAAAAAAUCAAUUUGCUCA